AGAGAGGAGAGAGGAGAGAGGGAGGGAGAGAGGAAAAGAGAGAGAUCGGAGAAAUUGAAUACAUGUAGAACAUAUAUAUAUUUAGAUAUAUAUUUUCGCAGCGUGCGUGUCUGUGUGUGUGUGUGUGAGUGUGUGUGUGUGUGGUGGUGGUCGUGGGGGGGGACACCCGCAAAACGGAUACCUCAAAAAGGAAGGAUGUGAAAAAGGAUGGAGGGACGCAGGAAAAGAGGGGGGAAAGGCUGGUGAAAAACAGCACCCUCUCUUAGUGCGAUAUAUAUCGGCCUCCCCCCUCGGCAGGUUGCCAUGGUCGCCAUACCUACUCUCUCUCUCCUACUGGUCCUGGCAGAGUGGGCAGGUUUGGUGGAAACCUCCCCCCACCUCCUGCUCCGGCCCAGUCCACGGGAGCGUGAUGCGGGGGCCAUAAUGAACUUCAACAUCGCCGUGAUCCAUGCAGGUGCUACGGUACAGGCAGAGGCGGCGGUGGCGGGGCCUGGAGGAAGGGUCCUCUACCCUGGUUUUGGCCGGGUAUAUGGUUCCCUGGGGGAGAGCGUGGUCACCCAGUGGGGCUCUGCUAACGUCAUAUGGCUACAGGUGAAUGACAGUAGUCCUAAGACAGUUCUGUCCCAGCUGUGUGAGCUGCUGGCGGCGCGGCCCCUACAGGGUUUGGUUUAUGAAGAGGAGAGGCCCCCACGGACGGCCUGGGGUCCUCUGGCCCCAAUGCUGGAGUUUGUCUCCGCCCAAACAGGACUGCCUAUAGUGGCUGUAGGAGGGGGAGCGGGGCUGGGGAGGAUGCCACAGGAAUCAGGUUCCAUCUUUCUCCAGUUCAGCUCUUCUACUGCCCUCCAGUUAGAGGUCAUCUUUGAGGUGCUGGAGGAGUACGACUGGACAGCCUUUUCUGUGGUGUCCACACGGCACCAUGGCUACCAGGAUUUCCUGUCGGUGGUGGAAGGCCUGACGGAUGGCUCGUUUAUUGGCUGGGAGAAGAAGAGUGUGGUGAUCCUGAACGUGACCGAUGACCCUGGGGGGGCACGCACGCGCAGGCUGCUGAAGGAGAACGAGGCGCAGGUACGUUUGCUGUACUGCUCCCAGGAGGAGGCUGAGCUGGUUUUCCGAGCUGCCUGGGCCGCUGGUCAGGCUGGAGCCUCACACAUGUGGUUUGCUGUGGGGCCAGCACUCUCAGGUUUGGGCAUGGAGAAUCUGCCCCGGGCUUUGUUUGCAGUUCGGCCCCAGGGCUGGAGGGACGAACCUCGCCGGAGGAUUGCCCGGGGUGUGUCUGUGCUGACUCACGGGGCAGUGGCAAUGCGCAAGGAUUACGGAACCACGGGUGGGCCAAACUUUGUCACCAACUGCAUGACGGACGCCAAUCAGACGCAGAGACUGAGAGGAAGGAUGAGGUACUUCAGCAACAUCACGCUUGGUGGUAGAGACUACUCUUUCAAUAGUGAUGGUUACCUGUCCAACCCCUUCCUGGAUGUCAUUUCAUGGACACCUGGACAUGGAUGGGAAGAUGUAGGCUGGUGGGAGAACGGGGUGCUGAGGCUGCGGUACCCCGCCUGGUCCCGCUACGGUUCUUUCCUCAAACCACCUGAUGAUGCACAGCACCUCCGCGUUGUCACCUUGGAGGAACGUCCAUUUGUCAUUGUGGAGCUGGCAGACCCUGCAUCUGGGACCUGCAUCCGAGACUCUGUGCCCUGCAGACGACCCCUUAAUGCCAGUACAAAUCAUGAGGGCGUAGCUCCGAUGAAGCAGUGCUGCAAGGGUUUCUGCAUUGACAUCCUGAAGAGAUUGGCUAAGAUUGUUGGCUUCACCUAUGACCUUUACUUAGUAACUAAUGGAAAGCACGGGAAGAAAAUUGAUGGCAUUUGGAAUGGCAUGAUUGGAGAGGUGGUCUACAAGCGAGCAGACAUGGCCAUUGGCUCUCUCACUAUCAAUGAGGAAAGGUCAGAGGUCGUGGAUUUCUCUGUCCCUUUUGUGGAAACAGGGAUCAGUGUCAUGGUUUCCCGUAGCAACGGAACUGUUUCUCCAUCCGCUUUCCUAGAGCCCUACAGUCCAGCGGUGUGGGUGAUGAUGUUCGUCAUGUGCUUGACUGUCGUGGCUGUGACGGUCUUCAUCUUUGAGUUCUUCAGCCCCGUGGGCUACAACCGCAGUCUGCAGACAGGCAAGAAGGCUGGAGGGUCUACGUUCACUAUAGGAAAGUCUGUAUGGCUUUUGUGGGCUAUUGUUUUCAACAACUCUGUGCCAGUGGAGAACCCCAGAGGAACCACCAGCAAGAUCAUGGUGCUGAUCUGGGCCUUCUUCGCUGUCAUCUUUCUGGCCUCCUACACUGCCAACCUGGCUGCUUUCAUGAUCCAGGAGGAGUACAUAGACACAGUGUCAGGUCUCUCGGACAAGAAGUUUCAGCAUCCCGAGGAGCAGUACCCACCUCUGAAGUUUGGCACGGUGCCCAACGGGAGCACAGAAAAAAAUAUUCGCUCAAACUACCCAGACAUGCACCAAUACAUGGGCAAAUACAACCAGAGAGGAGUGGAGGAUGCCAUACUCAACCUCAAAACUGGGAAGCUGGAUGCUUUUAUUUAUGAUUGCUGCAGUAUUGAAACUAUAUGGCCAGGAAGGAGCGAAGGUUGUAAGGUGAUGACCAUAGGCUCGGGGAAGUUUUUGCCACCACAGGCUACGGUAUCGCCCUGCACAAAAACUCCACUCUGGAAACGUCCUCUUGACCUGCCUUGCUGCAGGCAGUGGUUGCGAGAUGAUGAGAUUGAAAUGCUGGAGCGUCUCUGGCUGUCAGGAAUCUGCCAUAAUGACAAAAUUGAGGUGAUGAGCAGUAAACUGGAUAUCGACAACAUGGCUGGGGUGUUCUACAUGCUGCUGGUGGCUAUGGGUCUCAGUCUGCUGGUGUUUGCUUGGGAACACUUGGUCUACUGGAAGCUGCGCCACUGCAUGGCCACCAGCUCUGGAAAAUUGGACUUUCUCCUGGCAAUCAGCAGGGGCAUGUAUAGCUGCUGUAGCUUUGAGGAUGAAACAGCACCAGGUGGAGCUAAGUCUUUGCCUACUCACCAUCACACUGCGAUGGUCACAGUCCCUUCCCAGUCACAUGUUGUCUCAACCUCUAUGACAAACCCAGCUAUUGCUAUGGCGCAACAGCAGCAACCACCGCAACAGCAGCAACCACAGCCUGUCUACAAAACACCUCUACCGGGUUCUCCUCCCACCGUGAUGCAUUCUGGGACAGCACUGGGUCCCUCCAGUACCCCUAUUGCUGGUGCACCCCUCCCUUGCUCCACCUUCCUGCCUCGGCCAGACCGUAGACUGGCUGUGGUGGAUCGCUGGAGGCUGCCCAAAUCUGCUACAGCAACCAAUCCUAUGGCUGUAAGAGGGGGCAUCACUGAUAUGGGACCAUUUGCUCAGAAAGUCCCACCAAACUGGCCUUCAACUGCAGGAGGAGGCGGGGGACUAGAUGGCUAUAAGAGAUACUAUGGUCCCAUUGACCCUGAGGGACUGGGGCCCUGCAUGGAGCAGCAGGCAGGGUCCCAGACCCCCAAGACUAUGCCCAGGGGCCACCCCCAGCCUCCUCCUGCCAGUGUGGCCUUCUACUCAGAGAAGGGCAUGGACCAUGGGGUGGGGAAGAGGGUAGUGGGAGGUGGCAGCGGAGGUCAGGGGAAAGGGGCCGUUAAACCUCUGGGCACUCCCAGAUUGCCUCCUAAGAGUCAGGCCCCUCUGCCUCCUACACCUCCACUGCCACACCCCUCUCCCCCUCUCCCCUCAUCCUUCUGGAGGAAGCGAAGGCCCAAGAAGCCCAAAGAACCUGGAGGGCCACUUUACGAGAACAUUCUGCCCCUAGGGCGGAGGGGAGGAGCAAGAGAUGGAGUGAGAGAGGGAGGAGGGAGAAGGGCACGCCCGCUUUCUCCCCCUCUCUCACUUCCAAUGCCAGUACCCCUCAGCCCUACCUAUACCCCUCCCUCUCCUUCUGCGUCCUUGCACUAUACGUCUUCGUCCUCUUCGUCAACCACCUCAACUACGUCUACAUCCUCGUCUGCCUCAUCAUCUCGCUCCACCUCUCCCACCUACUCCUACAGCUCCUCCAGGAGCACACGGGACAGGACUGGAGGGAUUGAUGGAGAGGACGAUGAUGAUGAUGAGGAGCUGACGGAAGAGUCCAGCCUCCUUCUAGGGAGGGGGAGGGAGAGAGAACGCUCAAUCAUCCGGCCUCGUUCCUUUAGCCACGGGCGUCUGCCACCUCCUAUACCUCCCAGGAAACCACGCACAUCCUGGGGUGACAGAGAAAGGGAGCGAGAGCGGGAGAGAGGUGGAAGCCAACUGUCACAGCUCCAAGAGUGGUGGGCAAGCUGGAGUGAGAGAGAGAUGAGUGGAGCGGUGGGGACACUGAGAGGCAAAAAAAGGGAAAAAGGAAGGGAGGAAAAGAGAAAGAUAAAGAGAAGAAGAACAAGAAAACAGAACAAAAAGAGGAAAAAGAGGGAAGAAGGAGAAGAGAGCGAGAAAGAGAAAGAAAAGCGGAAGGAAAGUGAAAAAGAGAAAGAAGAAGGCACUUAAGACCAAAAAAAAACGUAAGAAAUCAAUGUGUGGGUAAGCGAUCUGAGCCUGAGGAUGGAGAUGUAGAGCCAGAGAGGGACUGAGAAGCAGAGGGGGAAAGGGAAGGAGACUACUCUUCCUUCUCUGCUCAAUAUCGGAGCACAUUUGGGGAGAAAGGGACGGGAUUCAUGGGAUGGAGACAGGGAGCGAAGUAGGAGAGAGGGAGGAGAUGAAGGCAAUGACAGAGAAGAAGAAGACAGCAGUAGAAGCAGAGAGAGGCGACCCAAGUCCUCACAUUCACAUUCUGCACAUCGCACUCCUAGUAAACGUUACCCUAACCUCAACAAACUCCCUGCAUCAGUUAAAUUCUGGGUGAAUGGAAGAGGAGGAGACUCUAAUACUCCGCCAACAUCCCUUCAUCCACUCCUUCCAUCCACUAAGCGGCGAAGAAGUGGAGGAAUGGACAGGGAGGACAGUGGUAGAAUUGGUGAGCGGCGUCCUUUGUUAAUGCAUUAUGAAAAAGAGAAAGCACAGACAAGAGAAGGGCUGUCCUUCCAUGAGUGGGAUUCUGACGAUGAUGAGGACGAUGAUGAUGAUGAAGAGGAGGAGAGAGAGAGGGAGAGAGUUAGGGAGCGGGUGGAGGAGAGGGGAAGGAGGGCAGGUAGAGGGGCGGUGUCUGAGUCAGAGAGGGAUAGAGCAAGGGCAGAUGACAGUUAUUCAGAUGAGGGCUCAUCAGGGGAGUUUGGGUCGUUUUGAAAGGUACUGGAGGGAGGCGCAGGGGGGAGCAGCACUGGAAUCGGAGGUAUAGGUGGAGGAGCUGGUUCUUUGGGACCUACCCCUCAAGAGAGAAAGGAGGCAGUGUAAACAGUCGGGAAUGAUUCUUUACUAGGAACUCGAGCAGAGGGCUGGAUUGGUGCUGAUUUCUGGGGUUCAGGGCCGGGUGUCGGUUGGGGAUCAGGGGGAGGGAGUGGAGGGCUGGGUUCACAGUGGCCACCACCACCCGCUGCAUUCCCUCCACCUCGAAGAUACUGGUCUAUGGACAAGAUCCCUGUGAAAGGAGAGAAAAAGUGGAAGAGUGGAGGAGGAAGAGCAAGGGGCGACCUCGGGACAGAGGGAGGAAGCAGGGACGGUCCACCAUGUUGUUCCUGUAGCCUUUAACCCUCAACCCCACCCGUACCCACAUCCUCAUAGCCGCUCACAACAUCCCACUCGAAGAAGAGGAGGCCACAGCGCUUCCCCAUAGCCAGGAGGAGCUUCUUUUCCUCUUUCCCACGUGCCACAGCUUCAGCUGGGGCUCCUCCGUCCAAAGCUCUUUGCCCCCUAAACAGAUCCCAGUCAGGCCAAAAGCAGGCAGCAGUCCUAACCUCAGCCUCAGCACAACAACCCACAUACCAUCCGCCGGCUCAGCCGUCACCUUCAACAACACAGCAGCCGUCCAUUGUCUCCCACCUCCUCCCAAUGCCGCAUUCCAGCCUCCAACCCUCGUCAUCCGGCUGUCUCACCAACCAGCAGGGGGUAGAGGAUGGCAGGCCAUGGACAAGGCUCAGGCUUCAGCCAAGUGCCAAACUACCCAGUAUCAGAGACUUCGCUCUGUGCCACAGCCACGGAGGUUCUACUCCCCUCACCUGCCGCUCAAAGCUAAGAGCCUGUGCUCUCGUCGAGGGUCAGCCCACUUCUCCAGCCUGGAGAGCGAGGUAUGACAGGGGGAGAGGAGAGAGGGAGACGUCGGAGCGAGCACCACUGCUAUUGAGAACCGUGGUGCCAUGGCAGCUACAGCCAGGGAUGAUGUCGGAGACAUGGCUGCCUUGGUGACCAUAGGAAAUCAAUUAGCGACCAUCACUACGGGAACUAAUCUGGGCAGUAGUUCUGUUGCUGGCACCACUUUAUGUGAGAGUAACACUGCUGCCACCCGUUCCAUUGUACGCGUUCUAGUGAGGGCGACAGUGAGACGUCACACCAGGGUGAGCUACAUCCGCUUGGAUGGUUCCCAUGAUGACGAGAAUGAAGGUGAGGCUGCAUUACCGGGGACAGCAGCUCCAGAACUUCUCCUCCGCUCAGAAUUGAGCUUUGUGAUGUCAUCUUCGGUUCUCCUCCCCUCCCCGAGUCACAACUGUGGAUAAGAUUAGUCUCCAACCUGUGAGUAAUGAUGUCAUAUUUGUACACGCACACAGACACUCACACACAUGCACGAGCACACACACACAGACAAGAUAUGCUCAAAACGUCUCCCUCCCUCUGGCUAUGAGAACACACCUCUGUGGGCGUAGAGAGUCCCACCCUGCGAAAAGAUGCCAGUGUUUAGUCCGUAGACUCUGGUUCUCUGUCCUCAUUGGCUGGUGGAUUUUGAACUGGAUCAGUGGACUGCUCCUUGGUGUUGGAGAGACUGCCCCCUCUUCUUCCCUUUUGUAAGUCAGUUGAUAUGAAAAGCAAUGCAGUCACCUCGCAUACAUCCAAUCUGCCUGAUCACAUUUCACUGGGCAGUGAGGACAGUGCUAUUUCUUUGCCCUUUGACCCCAUCACAUCAUCAGACCCAUCUAGCUCUACCCCAGGACCAUCAACGUGAUGUCAUGUUUUACUAGAAACCCUUUUAACCAGUCAGAUUGAACAGGAACCACGUCUCCUACAUCCUGUUGGAGCUUGUCAUGUCACCUCUGGUCCAACCAGAACUUGAACACAGUUGAGUAUCAAAGUAUUUCAACAACUGAACUGAAGAGAAAAAACAAUAUGAACAAAAAAGACGUAGCAAGUUUUCUUUUACGUCUGUCUUUUCUUUUCUUUCUUACUCAGACUUUUCUCCCCAUCCCUUCUUUUUUAUUCUAUCAAUAUAUUUCUCUCACUGUGUUAGUGUUUUAAUAAAGAGGACGCUGGAUGUGGCUAGUGUUAAAAGUGGGAAUGAUUCAAUAGCAGUGCCAAAUUUCCACUCAAGAGCUUUUAAGCAAGAUUGGUUUUUGAGUAAUUUGUUUUCAUAGAUAAAGCUCCAUCUUUUCUUUUCUACAUGUGAACUACGCAUAAUUCACCAUCAUGUAAGUGGAUCAAGGGGAUGAUUGGUGCAAUAUCUGUAAUUGGCACUAGAUGGCUGCAUAAUAUUCAAAUAAGCUUAGGCGACAAUUGUGCAAGGGGCUUGUGGUGGAUUUAAUAAUUGUGGCAGAGCACAGGGUGUAGCUAUGAACUUUUAUUAGUUUUAUGAAAAUGGCCAGUCAGAAUUUAUGCAGAGGAGGUUAGGGGAAUUGAAAUCAAGCAUAGUGCACUGUAAAGCUCUCUUGCUGUGUUUCAUCACUAUACUGUAGCUGGGCAAAGUUUGUAGAUGAUGGAUUAAAUGAAGCACAAUUUUUCAUUGUAUUUUUCAGACAUUGUGCCACAGUUUUAACUGCACAAUCCUUUGCUGAUAUAUUAAAACUACUCACUUAAUGUUAACUCAUGUUGCUAUUGUGGAAUAGUAAAAAUUACUGCAGCUAAGUUUCAUCAUAAGUACACAGACGUCUUGUGCUGAGGAAAAGAUCCUGUACUUUGAGUAUUGCCUUUCGGUAAAUAACAACGUACUGUGAAUGUUUCAAUUUGAGGUGCACACACAAUAGCUGAGACUUAACUGAAUAAAGUCAGUAAUAAUUCCUGUUAUUAAAUCAUCAGAUGACUGUUUGACUUUGAGCAAUAUUCCCACCUUCAAUGUGACAGGGAUGCAAUGGCACAUCUGUUUGCAUCUGAGACAUUGUAAUUGUUUUUCCUCUCUUUUAAAAUGAGAACAUUUGUUUAAGCAAGAGUCAGAUGUUCCACAACUCUAAUGAUGUUCUUAUAGAUUGGAUAGGUUUAAUCUAAGUUGGUAGGAUGUAAUUAUAAUAUAUAAUUUAAAUGCUUUGAGUUCAGGAGAGAAUAGUGAACUGUGGCGUUGUAUCCUCGGUGAGCUGUGCCAAAAGCCAUCUACUGUGUAAACUGUGCCAACUUGCAAUGCAUACACACUCCACUUUCAUACAGUAAGGUCAACAUGUCAACCUCAUCUCUCACACUAAGACCAGCCACAGCCCAGCUCUUCUUCUAUUGUAGUUGAAUGUAGCUUUGACAUGAUGUAGCAAAUGAACACCUACUUUUAGACUUUGUAGCUUUUUGGAUGCUGUUGAUAAUGGCUAGAAGGAGGGGAGGGGGGUUGACCUGCUAUGUGAGGGGCUGUGCGUUGUGUUUGUGCAUGUCGUCACAGAUCGAAGGGUUAGUCGACCUUCUCUAUUCCCCUUUUGACUCCUUUGCCUUUUGGUGAGGGCAGACUGUACCUUUUAUCUGCACAUGGAUUGCUUUUUUUUCUGGGUCUGCGUGGGGCAAUUUUGAGAACAAUUUGUCUUUGUUUUAAAGAAAUGCUUUUGCCGUUUUCCCCUCCUUUGGAAAGCCCCAGAUUCAUUGCAUGUUUAGCUGAAUGAAAUCUCAAAGAUUUGUGGUGGAGGGUUGUGUAGUUCAACUGUAGCAAAUGCUUAGGACCCAGGGCAGCCACCUUUCAGUGAGGUAUUAAGCUCGCUCUACUCUGCACCCCAACAGUGGAAACCACGGCAACAGUUCGACUGCUUCCUGUGUAGUAGAACACAGUCAUUUCACCCAAUCAACAGGGCUUAAACCUGGUAUGUCAUUGAGCAUUACUGAUUCCUAUUGAGGCGCUAAUACUUAAGUCUGUGACUGCAUGAACAGAAGUGACUCUUUAAAAACCCUCUGGCUUAUUUUGUUUUAUUUAUUUAAUUUAAUGCUGAGAAAAAAGAAUAUAUUAAAAUAUACUAUGUUUUUGAGAAUGUA
Sphaeramia orbicularis (orbiculate cardinalfish) is the source of this 9294-nucleotide messenger RNA. RefSeq names its product glutamate receptor, ionotropic, N-methyl D-aspartate 2D, b (gene grin2db). The record is from RefSeq and is a predicted model, not a curated record. Lineage: Eukaryota; Metazoa; Chordata; Actinopteri; Kurtiformes; Apogonidae. Bases 304 to 4548 code for a protein of 1414 amino acids. The transcript is spliced from 16 exons. Gene Ontology annotation, molecular function: signaling receptor activity; ligand-gated monoatomic ion channel activity. Gene Ontology annotation, biological process: monoatomic ion transport. Gene Ontology annotation, cellular component: membrane.